UUUUCCAACAAAAAAAAAAAAAAAUUGUCGGGAAAAUAUAAUAAGUAUCCGAAAGUGAGCAUAUGACGGCAUGCAAAGCAAGUUUUGCUGCAAAGUAUCUUCGAAGAGAGACUUUCUAACUGAAAAGUGAUCCAAUGAGAAUUUCGAUAAUUCGUGUGUUGAGGGAUUGUUUUUAAAAAAAUGGCGAAUAGUGUGCUUUCGGAGAAAGGCUGGCAUCUUACCGAAACGGGAAUUGCAGAGUAUCUUGAAAAUGGAAAUAAAAGCGUUGAUGCAAUUAUGAAAAUGGCACUUGAUGUUGACCUGAGAAAUAUCGGUCAAAAAUUCCUGCCAGAUGAUAUUAACCGAGGCAAGAUAGACUAUAUCCAAGGUCCUUGUGUUCUCCAAAUUCAGAAAAUACGCAAUGUAUCUGCCCCUAAAGAACAUGAAGAAUCACAGGCAGCUCCACGCUUAUUGAAACUAUCUUUGACUGAUGGUCAUUGCACAUGUUAUGGCAUUGAAUUAGAAUCUAUUAAUUCUGUCAGUUUGAACACUCCUCCAGGAAGUAAAGUUUUGUUUACUGGAACCAUUCCUGUUGAGAAUGGAUUUUUACAGCUGAAUGGUAAAAAUACCAAAGGUAUUGGUGGCAGAGUUGAAAAACUUGUUGAAAAUUGGGAGCUGAAGCGGCGGCUGGCUAAGCAACAUCGAGCUGGCAUCAUUUCAGAAGGUGGUCCACCACCUUUUAUACCAUUUGGCCCAAGAAUGACAAAAUCACAACUUGUCAGAACAGAUAAUUUCAAAUCUCUUGAAGUUUCUAAAGAAAAGAAAGAGAGUGAAGAAUUUGUAAAUCAGCGGAAAGCUACCAUUGCAGAAGCUGUUCAAGCAAAAGAAGAGGGGAAAAUAAAAACUUUUGGUGGCAACAAGCAAGCUCUUAAUGAUAAAGAUGUGGCACGCUUGGUUGAGAUGGGCUUUGUUACAGAACAAGCUUGUCAAGCUUUACGCCAAAACAAUGGCAAUGUGAACCAAGCUAUUGUUUUUUUACUUGGCAAAUCUGGACCCGGUGGAAGAGAUGGCAGAGGAGGGAAUUUAUCUAAUUCUACAGGAGGCCAAUUAAAGAACACUGCAAAACUGGGUGGCGAAAAACCAGAAAAGUUCCAUGGCCGAGAGAAAAAAGGCCGAAAGAAUAAAGAAGACAAGGAAAAUGGAAAUGAAGAUGUUCCUAGUCGGCCAUCAGGUCCGGCUACAUUGUUUGAUUAUCUAGAAACUAAGAUACCUAUAAAAGAAGAUUCGAAGACUCACACUGAAAGUAAAGUUUCUGAUUCUAAAAAGGAUGUGGUCUAUGAUAAUAAUAAUAAAUCAGAUUAUGAUGGGCGCCAAAAUUCAGAUAAUAGAAAGAGUGCUGGUAACCGUAGAAACAACCUUCCACCUCGAUUGUCUGGUAAAGCCAACAACUCUGAUUCAGCACAAAGUAACAGUAAUACUAACCAUUCUAGUCAUGGACAUAGCAGUAAUUAUACUAGUAAUAACUAUAGUGCUAAUAGUUAUUCAGGUGGUCAUGGAUUUAAUAACAAUGAUAAUAGUAGCGGCAACAAUAGCAACAUCCACUCUUUUAAUUCUGGGUCAAAUUCAGGGUACCCUGCCACCGCUUAUUGUCAAGAUUAUAACAACUCCAAUCACUAUCAGCAGAGAUAUAACUGUAAUUCAAGCCAUGGUAAUUAUAACAAUACUUUGGUGCCUAAUAAUUCAGCAAAUACUAAUCAUAAUUAUAACCAACGUGGUUAUAACAAGUAUGAGAACACCAGUAGUACACUGGUUGGUAGUAGCAACCGUUCUGGAGGACAAGAUCAGAAUCAUGUACUGAAUAAUAAUAAUAAUAACCCAUCAACUCAUUAUAAUCAUCCUCAUCAGCAGCAGCGCUAUAAUAACCAUGCCUCAGUUCAAGGAAAUACUAACAACCGAGCUGUUUUCCAUCAAGGUUAUCACAGUGACCUUAGGCAAGCAGGGAUGGUAUCUGGUCCCACUCCCCGACAAACAAGAAGCUACUGCCAUAAUCAAGGUCAUACACAACAACACACACCAUAUUUCAAUGUAAGCUCAGGACCAACUCAACAGCAGCAGCAGCAUCCAUCACAGUCAGCACACUAUUCUAAUGAUGUAAAUGCUAGAUAUCCACCCUACAACCAGAAGGACGUCCACCAACAUCAUCAACAACCUCAACAUCCUCCUCAACACCACAAUGUGAGUGGAUCUCUUGGGGCUGAAAACCCUAAUAAAAUCAUGAACAGGGACUUUCAGCAACAAAUGUUUUCACCUGUUGCACAUGGUCAAAAGAUGUUAGAUAAUCUGAACAUGAGCGAAAUUACUGAUGUUGAUCCAAGACAUGUCAUCAGUUAUGAUGGAAGCAAUGGACGAAAUAACUAUUCAUAUAAUACAGCUAACCGUCCAAAAGGUGGUGGCAUUGGUAGUAGUGGAGGAAGUAAUUGCCAUAAGAAACAAGUUGAUAUUGAUUCUUCAGAUUUGAAGCAUGAAAGAAAAAACAACCCUUCUCCAAAUGUGGUUAAUAUUCAUAGUUGGCGAAAUGGAGAUCAUUGCUUAGCAAAAUACUGGGAAGAUAAAAAGUUUUAUCCUGCUGUUAUUGAUUAUGUUGCUCCUGACCAUCCAACCUGUGUAGUCACUUUUCUAGAAUAUGGUAACUUUGAAGAAGUUAUGCUAGCUGAUGUAAAACCAGUUUCUAAGAGCUGGCAUGAAAAUUCAAAACAGAAUGCUAACACAAGAAAGAAUCAAAUUGGACAACAAGGUUUUAAUAAUGCAAAUAUUAUGUCCCAAUCUGGACCUGUAGUAGCUCAUCAACAACCACAUUCUCACCAGCCCUCAAUUACUCCGCAAAUUCACCAGCAAAUGCCUCCAACAGCACAAUAUACUAAUGAGCAUGUGUUGUUUCAACAAAGCCAUAUCUCAACAAUGGAGUUUCGUAGAGGUGGUGGUGGGUACAGUAGACGCAUACAGCAACAGAUAGCAGAAAAAAUGAAACCUACUCAGCAAUAUUAUAUGCCACCGGCUCAACGGGCUUUAAAACAAUAACAUAACAAUUUUAGUUGUCUUUUUUUUUUUUUUGUAUGUCAAUAUUAAUCACAAACGAGACAGUUUAUAACUGCAUUGGCCAACAAAGUGCAAUUUACUUUUUACUGAGUAUUCUUUUUUUUUUUUCCUUAACUUGUUGCGACAUUUAUUUCAUUAAAGUUUAGUAAUGAUUUAGAAAUAAGCAGAAUACUUCUAAAUGCAAACAAAUUUUGACCUCUAAAUUUCUUAUGCCAAUUUUAUCAGAAUUUCUUUUGUUUAUUAUUCAUUUUGUUCCUUAAAAGUUAACUGUUAAAUAUUUAAAUGAAGUUGCAUAAUUAAACUUUACAUAUCGUAUUUUUCAUUAUACUAGCUGUUGUGGAUUUAUCUGUUAAGUGUAAUUUAUAAAUCAUAAGUUGUGUCUUUCUAUUUUAGCUUUUAACAUUUCUAUUUUCUUUAUUUUUGUUAAUGCUUAUUGGGUCAGUUUUGAUUGAAGUAUGUGGGUUGGCUGAAAAUUUCAUAGGCUGACCAAAAUACUCUAAUAUGAGUAAAGUGGCCAUAUGAGGUUUAUUUUUCAACAUUGUCCUCCUUUCAGUCAACACACUUCUUCCAUCAGUACUGCAGUUCUUGGAUCCCAUUAGGGAAGAAGGUUUCAUCCUGUUAUUCAAAGAAAUUCAAAAGCAGCAGAUAUGACAUCAUCAUCACUGCAAUAUUGGAUCUCAGCCAUGUGUUUUUUUUUAUGUUGGGGAACAGAGAAUAGUUAGAUGGGGCCAAAUCAGGAAAAAAGGAGAGUGAUCAACCAGUUCAAAGCCACAAUUGUGCACAGCAGCCAUUGAAAGUAAGGACUUGUGUUCUGCAGUACUGUCUUGAAGAAACAAGACUCCUUUCAUCAGUUUUCCUGAGUGUUCCUUUGAUAGCCCUUUGCAACUGCCACGGCAAGUAGGUGUAGACAGUCAAUAACCACAAUGCCUUUUGCAUCCCCCAAAACUGAGGCCAUUGCCUCCAUGACAGAUGAAACAAUUUUGGCUUUCUUUGGAGCAGGUGAUGAGGGGUCUUUCCACUGCUUGGAUUACCUGUUUGUCUCUGACUCAAAGUGAUGAACCCAAAACUCAUCCUAGCUCAUAAAACAUUCAAGAAAACCAGCUGAAUCUACAUGAAUGUCCUUUAGGACUAAACUGUUUUUUCUGCAGGUACUUAACACUACAAUGCCAACACCAUUUGAAAGAGAAGUUGCUACUGGUUAUUUAAAAAAUUUUUUUUUGAACAAUCAGAUGUAAUUUUACCUGGAAAUAAACAAUGUAGUUAUUAAUAAAGAGUUGAAAUUAAGCAUGCAAGAUUUCACUGUUCUAGCAUUGUCCCUUCAUAGUCAGCCUAUAGACUUUUCAGCCCACCUUUGUAAGGAUUAAUUAUUUAAUUAUAUGCAAAUAGAAAAAGACAGGAAUGAAUGACAGAUGACAAUAUGAAAUUAAACAAGUUAACUCUUCUUGAAGCUGUUGUAUUCUUAUUUUUGAUAAAAACUGUUCUUGUGAAUAAUAAUGGCAUAGCUACAAAGAUUUUUUUUAUUAAUCAUAAUUCAAAAAUUGCAUUUGAAACAUGCCUCACCUUACAAUGUAAGAAAAUAUGAAAAACUAAAAUUUUUGAGAAAUUUUUGUUUCCCUUUUUAAAUGUUAUUUCCAAGUAGGAUAUGAUUUUUCUUUGCACUUCAAAGUUAGACAUUUGUUGCAAUUUAUAAUUAUGUAUAAAUAGAUUUUAUACAAUUCUGAUGUUAUGGCUGUUUACAAUUACAAAAUCUCCAUUUAUUUGAUAAAAAAAUAAACAUGAAUUUGGUAAAUUUGCAGAUUCAGUUUUUUUUUUUAUUCUGAUGUUCCUUUGAUUUUUACUGAAAAAAAAAUAUCUAAACAUUUCUUAUUAAAUUUUGUUUUCUCAAGCUUCUGAAAUAAAAUUUUGAAAUUAAGGUUUAUAGAGUUAUAGUUUAGCAACUCAGAAUAAACCUGUAACACAGGUUUGUUUUAAAAGAUUCUUUAAAUCAUAGCACUUGUGAUGUAAACUAGAAAGGUUUACUUUUGUUGUUUCUUAAUUGCCAUUUUCUGAAGUUCUUAUAAAAAUAAACUAAAAAUUGAGAGAUGGAUUAAUCAUUAUUGUAUUGUAUUGGUAACUUUCAAAGAAGUAUAAAGGAACAUUUAUCCAGUACUGAUAACAAUUUUAGCUGCAUUAUGUUCCAAAAUAUGUAUACUUCUAAUAUUUAAAAUUUGAAAUAAAAUUAAUUUGUGGAUUUAUUUAUAUAUAUUUUUUUAAUCUCAUGAAAGUAAGUAAUAUUCUUUGUAGAAAGUCAUCUUCUUUCCAAUAAUCUCCCGAAUAUCAUGAUGAUUUUGUUUAUGCAUAAGUCAAUAGCAGUUUCUGUAAUGAUUGUUUUUGAGAAUUUAUUUCUUAAGGCUUUGAUCAAACUAUUAUUAAACUGAAUUAAUAACUGUAUGCUAUAUAUAAAUAGUUUCUUUUGUUGGUUAAUGAACACUGGUAAUGUAUCUCUGAAUAAAUUUAUCUUUGUUUUUAAAUGAACUUUUAGGUUAUACAAAUUGACUUAUUGUUUAAACUUAAUAUCAUGAAAUAAUUAAGUUUUGAAGUAAAAUCUGUCUGUUGAUGUUUGGUCAUUUAACAUUGUUUACAGGCUUAUUUAUAUUAAUGAUAUAUUAAUACUGAUCUGUGGAAAUAGCUCAGACAAUAAAGUGUCAGUAUAAGGGUUUAGUUAAAUCUCAUUAGAGGACCCAUAUUUGCUAUUUGAGUCAAUAAUAUAACUAACAAUUUUUAAAUGGUAAAAGGGUAAAGACACCCUUUGGUCAUGAAUGAUCAUGGGAUUGCCCCUAGAUAGAAAGUUCCCUUCCAGGGCACAAGUCAAGGUACGGUUGUCUAUAGAAGAUCAUCAGUCGCCUGUGCAUACCAGCCUUCCCUCUCCAUGCUACCAGUCUGGGAAUCAAACUCACUACUCAUGAUAGUCUUACUGAGCCAUGUGCGUUCUCUUACAAUUUAUAACCAUCAGUAAUAGGUUGAGGGCAUAUAAAUUUGUAUGAAGUUCAGUCAUAUUUGUAUGGUAUUUCAUUGAUUGAACUUGGUGAGAUUUGACACAAAAUACCCUAAAAGAAAAAUAUAAUUUAUACUAGUAAGAUUAAAACUUCUGAAACAAUUAUUUUCAGUAAAAUUCCUUUCACAAAACUCCUGACUGAAUUAAACAUAUUUCACAUUUCUGUCAAUGUGAACUGAAUAUCAGCAUCCGACAUUCUUAAUUUAACGAACUGUUUUUCUGAAGAAUUUCCACAUUCCUUUUAAGCCUUGGGCAUAGAAAUAACAGGCUUAGCUUAGUGUAUUUAAUGUUCAGUUUUGAUUAUUGCUGAUUAAAUGUGAGGGAAAGUAAUGGGCUGGGAAAUAAAACAAUGAGAGAAAGGGUUUUGUUAAUAAAUGAAUAAUAAUAGUAAAUAAACUACAAUAAUUAAUGUUAAUAUAUCUAAUGCAGAUAUCAUUAGAAACUAAAAAUAAUUUGACAGCCAAGGGUAGUUUAUUCUCUGAACAUUAUUAUUUUUGUAUUCAAGUGUACUACUACUUAGUAAUUCCUUCAUUGCUGUGUUGGUGAGUAUGGUGGUCUAUGUAGAGAGAGUAUAGUGGAUUUAUGUAAGUGUAGGCCUCUUAAUCAGAUAGACAGUAAAGCUGUUGAAUGUUAACAUUUUCUUAAAGAGAUUAGCAACUAUUCAGGGUUGAAGUAUUGUGUAGCCAAGCACUUUCACAGAAUGUUAAUAUUUUAUUUCAUAUUUCUCUUUAUUGUCAGGUAGGAUGUAGUUAGCAUUCUCAUGAUCGGAAGUUGUUUAACCCCAUCUUAAACAUGAUGAUUAAAAGGGUUCAAUCAUGACCUUUUUUUUUUUUUUUUUUUUUAAUAUCUAGGGCUCCAAUGUGGGGUGUUUUUUUGUAUUUUUUUAUCUGCAAAGUUAUAGGUUAUGAAGGAUCUUUCAUUAGUUCAUUGGAGAAAUAGGUGGGCAUUGGCAUUCAUCCAAGAUGAUGACUAGCUGCAAGAGAGAGAGGGAGAGAUAGUUUCAGUGUUGUGGAGUUGCUUAUGACAUUUUCAAAGAAUUGCUGAUGUCAAGGGGAAUAACUUUGCUUUCUAUCAGUGUUCUCAAAAGCAAGAGGAGACAUUAACCCUUUCAUUACCGGAUUCAUUUUAAGAUGCUCUGUGUUUCUUUCAAUUAAUUGUAAAUAUAGCAAAGAAUUUAGUAAAAUAACUUACUCAUCAUUCAGCUACUGUUAGGAUCAUGAAUUGUGACUAAGGUUUGGUGAUAUAUUUUAAUGAAAAACUUAUGAAAACAAGACAUUUAUACUACAGAGCCAGAGCCGGGUUAGUAUCAAAAGGGUUAAAGCAACUGGUUUUUUGAAUGUGUAGAAAUAAUCAAUGAAAACAUAUUCAACUUAAUGUUGGCAGUAUCCUAAAGAUGUUGGGUUUAAAAUCAAUAUUGGUAGAUAAUUAUGUACUGUAGUGAGUAAAUGCCUUUUUAUCAAAAUCCAUCAAGUGAUUUGGUGACAAUUUUUGUAAGGAUAAUGAAGGUGUUUAGGAUUAAACUAUCUCAGGAUGUCUCUUAAAGUCUUGCUGCUUUGUUAUUUGAUUUGAAUAAGAGGAAAACUUAGCAAAUGAAAAGCACCUUAUUGGUUAUUUAAAUUCUUAUUUUAUUCCUGCUCUAAAAUUACUAUGUUAGCAUAUAACUAGUAAGAAUAAUGAAGUAGUGUUGAAAAUUUCAUUUCUUUUUUUUUUUUUUUCACCCCACAAUGCCACAUUUUUUCCCAUGGUACAAUUUUGAUCUAUUUUUCCCAUGCAUUCAAUAAAUCUGAAUAAUU
Molecule: messenger RNA, 7902 nt
Organism: Octopus sinensis (East Asian common octopus)
Lineage: Eukaryota; Metazoa; Mollusca; Cephalopoda; Octopoda; Octopodidae
Product: tudor domain-containing protein 3
Exons: 13
Coding region: 181-3057 (958 amino acids)
Biological process (GO): mRNA processing
Cellular component (GO): nucleus; cytoplasm
Molecular function (GO): protein binding; RNA binding
Source: RefSeq, a predicted model, not a curated record